UCUCACUUUGUAUCUACAUGUCUGGGGCUGUACAUUUCAAUGACUCUUCUUGGCACAGCCCUUCCCACAUUAGCAAACCAUUGUCUGAUUCAGAGAGUGUCUUGUCUCACCCACAAAGUUUGAAGAAACAGACACAAUACUGCAAGUCUAAAAGAAGGCAAGAAGGGAAGAAGAACUGCUUCAAACUACUUUUCAGUAAAGCAUGAAUUCGAAAGUUGGGAUGAUUUUUGCUUGGCUUUUUCAUGCAGAGCUCUGGACUUUUACAUACACGCAAAAUAAUAUAAACUGGGAAAUUCAGCGCUAUGAUGGCUGGUAUAACAAUCUGGUUCAUCAUAGCAGAGGCUCUGCAGGUUCCAGACUUCUACGGCUCAUGCCGCCGGAAUAUUCCGAUGGAGUGUAUCAAGCAUUGAAGGAACCACAUCUUCCCAACCCAAGAGAAAUUAGCAAUGUUGCUAUGAAAGGACCUUCGGGGCAAUCAUCUCAACGGAACCGAACAGUCUUAGGAGUGUUUUUUGGAUAUCAUGUCAUGUCAGAAAUAUAUGACAUUGAGAAUCUAGGAUGUCCAGUUGAGUAUUUAAAUAUUGAAAUACCGGCUGGGGAUGAUACCUUUGAUCCAGACAGCACUGGAAAAAUUGUUAUCCCUUACCGACGAAGUAAAUGGUGUAAACACACUGGAAGCAGUCCAAAUAAUCCACGCUACCAAGUUAAUUCCGUAACAGCCUGGAUUGAUGGUAGUUCUAUAUAUGGACCCUCUCAUUCUUGGUCAGAUGCUUUGAGAAGCUUUUCUGGUGGAAAAUUGAAAUCUGGCUCAGACCCAAUGUUUCCUGAAGAAGCCAUGGAUAGGGUUCCUAUGUGGAAACCUGUCUACCCUUUCAAACAGUGGACAGAAAAUAUUGGAAUUUAUGGUUUUGGUUAUUACAAAGCCAAUGAAAACCCAUUCCUUCAAGCUGAAAGCAUUGUUUGGUUCAGAUACCAUAACUAUCUAGCUGAUGAAUUUGCUAAAAAUCAUUCACAGUGGACAGAUGAAGACUUAUUUCAUCAUGCUAGAAAAUGGGUGAUUGCUACCUACCAGAAUAUUGUAUUGUAUGAAUGGUUACCUGUGUUCCUUCAGAAGCAAGUGCCUCCAUACCAGGGUUAUAAUCAACACAUUGACUCCAGUCUUACCAAUGAAUUCCAAGUUGUUUUACAGUUCCUAUCGUCUUUAGUGCCACCAGGUAUUUAUGCCAGGGAUAAAUCGUGUCUGUUUCAGAACAUCACUGACUCAUCUGGUGGCAUUUGGCCAGUGUACCGUUUCUGCGACAACUACUGGAGAAGAAAGAAUCCUAAUCUACAGAAGGCGCAAGAUGUUGAUGCCUUGAUCUUUGGAAUGGCUUCUCAGAUUGCUGAAAAUGAAGAUAAUGUUGUGAUUGAAGAUUUACGAGAUUACUGGUAUGGGACUCUGAAAUAUUCCCGGACAGAUUACAUUUCGAACAGCAUUCAGCGAGGAAGAGACUUUGGACUUUGUUGUUAUAACAGUGCAAGAGAAUACUUUGGACUUGCGCCAAUUACAAAUUGGCAGGACAUCAAUCCGAAACUUUAUCAGAUAAAUGAGCAGAUGUUUGAUGCUUUAGCUCUAUUAUAUAACAAUGACACCAAUAAACUGGAGCUGCUUCCGGGAGCGCUUUUGGAGUGUUAUGGAGAUCCUGGAGAGCUGAUCAUGGCCAUUACAAUGAACCAGUUCCAACGAUUGCGAGAUGGAGACCGAUUUUGGUUUGAAAAUAAAAGAAAUGGAUUAUUUACUACAGAUGAAAUAGCAAAGAUUAAGAAUACUUCAUUCCAUGACGUCAUUUUAGCAGUUACCACUGCAGAAUUUGGAGAUAUCCAGGAGAAUGUAUUCACGUGGGUUGAUGGUGAUCCAUGUCCUCAGCCAAAGCAAUCAUCGUCUACAAUGGUACCACCUUGUGUUCCUCUCAUUAUCAUUGAUUACUUUGAAGGAAGUAUGAUUGGAUACAGCAGUCUCAUUGUGAUUAUUUGUGCUUUUCCUUUAGUUAGCUUAUUUAUUGCCUGGGUCGUUGCACAUUCUCGCAAAAAAGACUUUAAAAAGAUCCAAAGUAAGCAGGCUGCAACCAGUACGAAAAAGGUUCUGUCCGCUGAAGGAAUUGAAGCUCAAGAAUGGCAAGGACCAAAUGAACCACUGUGCCCUGUUCUCUUACAAAUCCUUUCACAACAUGUGAUCAGAAUUUUGGAUAAUAGAUUUACAGUAAUACGAACUAUUAAUAUGCAAAGCCAUCAGCUGUUCAAUGUCAUUCAGUCUAAUAAUCACGGAUGCCGUACACUGCUUGUUAAAGUGCCUAAUGAGUAUGAUAUGGUACUAUACUUUUACAAUGAAGAUAAAUGCACAAGUUUUAUCAAUCAAUUGCAAGAACAUGGAUUUUCCUUAAAGGAGAGCAGAAUGGCUGAGGAAAGCCUACUUAAAGAAACCGUCACAAAAAAGCAGAGAAGCCAGAUACUGGAAACUUUUUUCAGGCAAUCUUUUGCUCAAGUUCUUCACAUUGAUCAAUCAGGCAUUGAAAGUUUCACUGCAGAAAGCUCCUUGAAAGUCAGAGAGGCUCUUAAAUGUGAACUGACCAGAACAGAGUUUGCAGAUUCUCUGGGACUUAAGCCUCAGUCCUUGUUUGUGGAGUCAAUGUUCUCUUUGGCAGAUGAAGAUGGAAAUGGUUAUCUUUCAUUCAGAGAAUUUUUAAAUAUUUUAUUAAUUUUAAUGAAAGGUUCUCCUGAGGAAAAAUCUAAACUGAUGUUCACCAUGUAUGAUAUUGAUGGAAAUGGAUUUCUUUCAAAGGAGGAAUUUUUCACAAUGCUAAAAUCUUUGAUUGAAAUCUCUAACAACUGUCUUACAAAAGACCAAGCGGAGCAGGCGAUAGAAGUUAUGUUUAAGGAGGCAGGAUUUGAGAAUAAGAAUGAGUUGACUUGGGAAGAUUUCCAUUAUCUGCUAAGAGAUCAUGACAAAGAACUCCGCUUUUCAAAGCUGCAGUUUAAAGGCAUGGAUGGUUCACAGGUCUAUGACGCAAUGUGUAGGAGAGUAUCUGGUGUCGAAACAACGUGUAAUGUAAAAAAUUCAUCUAAUACUUUAGAAGAACAGCGCCUAUACACAGAGGCCAAAAAGGGAAAAUACCAAAGAAGCAAAGUGCAUAAAAAAAUACAGGAGUUUAAACGUUUUAUUGAGAAUUACCGGCGCCAUAUCAUCUGUGUAGUUAUAUUCUAUGGAAUUUCUGCAGGGCUGUUCAUAGAGAAAGCUUACCAUUACGCUGUUGAGUCACAGCACUCUGGCGUUGGUGAAGUAUCAUUACCAGGCAUCAUUAUAUCCCGAGGGGCAGCUGCAAGUAUCUCAUUUAUGUAUUCCUACAUACUGCUCACUAUGUGUCGCAAUCUCAUCACUUUUCUAAGAGAGACCUUCUUAAACCAAUAUAUUCCUUUUGACGCUGCAGUGGAUUUUCACAGACUUAUUGCAAAUACUGCUGUUAUAUUAGUAGUUCUUCAUAGUGCUGGCCAUGCAGUCAACAUUUAUAUGUUUUCCAUUACUCCUCUUAGUACCCUCUCCUGCCUGUUUCCCAAAGUUUUUGUAAAUGAUGGGUCUGAAAUUCCAUAUAAAUAUUACUGGUGGUUUUUCCAGUCAAUCCCAGGAUCUACUGGGAUUUUGCUGUUGGGUAUUCUAGCAUUAAUGUACGUUUUUGCUUCCCGACAUUUCCGACACAUCAGCUUCCGUGGCUUUUGGCUUACACAUCAUUUAUAUAUAUUGAUGUACAUUUUGAUUAUCCUCCAUAGCAGCUUUGGACUUCUUGAGCCACCAGGAUUUCACAUAUAUUUGUCAGUUCCUGGUAUUAUUUUUAUUGGAGACAAUUUAAUCAGCUUGAGCAGAAAGAAGAGAGAAAUCAAUGUAAUAAAAGCAGAAUUGCUUCCUUCAGAUGUCACUUACCUAAAGUUUGAGCGUCCUGAUGAUUUUGAAUACAAGUCAGGCCAAUGGGUUAGGAUUGCUUGCCUGUCUCUGGGGACACAUGAGUACCACCCAUUCACAUUAACCACUGCUCCACAUGAAGACACCCUGAGCUUGCAUAUAAGAGCUGCUGGACCCUGGACCACUCGACUGCGUGAACUAUACUCUCCUCAGAGUGUUGCUGAACUUAAUGGAUAUCCAAAGAUAUAUUUAGAUGGACCCUUUGGUGAAGGGCACCAAGAAUGGAACAAAUAUGAGGUUUCAGUACUAGUUGGAGGGGGUAUUGGAGUCACACCCUUUGCCGCCAUUCUUAAAGAUUUGGUGUUCAAAUCAUCCAUGAAUGCAAAGAUAAUGUGUAAAAAGAUAUAUUUUAUCUGGGUUACACGUACACAACGGCAGUUUGAGUGGCUUGCAGAAAUCAUUAGAGAAGUUGAGGAAAAUGAUGAACAUAACUUGGUGUCUGUUCACAUCUACAUCACCCAGUUUGCUGAAAAAUUUGACCUACGUACAACUAUGUUGUAUAUUUGUGAAAGACACUUCCAGAAGGUUCUGAACCGUAGCUUAUUCACAGGUUUACGAUCUAUCACUCAUUUUGGAAGGCCGCAGUUUGAGCCGUUUCUCACCUCUCUGCAGGAAAUUUACCCCGAGGUUAAAAAAGUUGGAGUUUUCAGUUGUGGUCCUCCAGGAAUGACAAAAAAUGUUGAGAAAGCUUGCCAGAUCCUCAACAAGAGGGACCAGACCCAUUUUACUCAUCAUUUUGAAAACUUCUAGAGUGAAUUACAGUUGUAAACUUGUUUAGUGAAUAAAUAUCAGUAUGAUAUGUUAUAUUUGUUUGUGAUUUCAUUACUAUUUUGGCUAAGUAUAUAGGGAAGGCUACUUUCACAGGUUUCCAUUUUGUCCACAUUUAUUGUCAAUGGGGACAAAACUGUACAGAAUGGAAUGCACCAGAAUACAUUCCGUUCCGUUUGCUUGCGUUCUCAUACCGGACAGAAAAUGGCAGAAAGCUGCCGUUUUCUGUCUCGCAUGGGAUGCGGGCGAAACUGCAUGACACACAAUGCAAUUCAAUGGUACUGGAUCCAUUUUCUUAGACACAACAGAAAAUGUGUCCGGCACCCAUUUACUUACAAUGGUUUUAAUGCCGGAUCUGUCUUGACUAUGUAAAAGAUAAUACAACCAGAUCCUUUCAUAACGGAAACAGCCGGAUGUAUUAUCAGUAACGGAAGCGUUUUUGCUGAACCCUGCUGGGAAUGUAGUGUGCAAGUAGCCUAAAUGUGACAAGUUGUGAUAAAGUAAGCAGGAAUCCAUUAUAAUUUUGUCACCAAAAGUCCACAUACAGUAGUUAAUGGCCCUUAAUGGACUCACUAUGAUAGACUGAACAUUAAUGCAGUAUAUUAAGGAGGGCCUUUAACUUCUCCUGACAUUUCUGUUUUAGUAACUACUUGCAUUUUCUGUAUAAUAACCAGGGGCAUUGCUAGGGUCUCAAAAGAUCUGGGGCCCAAGCACCAAUAAUUAUGGCCCGGUUUUCUAAAUCAACCCUCCCCCCGCACUUCCCUGUACUUGCUAUACAGCAGCACAUACAUGUCACAUCCAGGGCCUCCCAGGUGACGUCUCCUCUUAUGUAGAUCUUCUCUGUCAUCAUCUUCUCCAUUUGGUCUGAACAACUUCUUUCAGC
Messenger RNA from Bufo gargarizans (Asiatic toad), 5642 nucleotides. Its product is annotated as dual oxidase 1-like. Gene Ontology annotation, cellular component: plasma membrane; NADPH oxidase complex. Bases 203 to 4741 code for a protein of 1512 amino acids. Gene Ontology annotation, molecular function: heme binding; peroxidase activity; superoxide-generating NAD(P)H oxidase activity. Gene Ontology annotation, biological process: defense response; superoxide anion generation; response to oxidative stress. The record is from RefSeq and is a predicted model, not a curated record. NCBI's taxonomy places the organism in Eukaryota, Metazoa, Chordata, Amphibia, Anura, Bufonidae. The transcript is spliced from 33 exons.